This is a messenger RNA of Klebsormidium nitens, 777 nucleotides long. Lineage: Eukaryota; Viridiplantae; Streptophyta; Klebsormidiophyceae; Klebsormidiales; Klebsormidiaceae. The record is from the annotation of a GenBank genome assembly.
GGCUUAGAGAGCGUAAACUUCUUACAUAUGAAUUCGAUCCGCAGCAUUCAACGCAUGCUGAAAUUGUGAAGAGAAGUGUCCAUUGGCAUGGGGCGCAGGGCGAACAUUUGAAGCUUUUCUCUUGAGGCCCAGGCACCCAGGGAAGAGAGUCUCGAGAAACCUCAGCUGUUUGCCUACAUCCGCAGAACCAUGGGGGCUGAAUGGUUGUCGGGAGUGAUUGUUGCUUGCACUCUACUGUAUAUCACACAGUGGCGUGGCGUACCAUUUGAGGUUCGUGGCUGGGUUGGGGGGAGGGAGGACGAAGGCACGACGAAGAACAAGCUGAGGCUGGAGAGGAAACAGAGGCAGGAAGCUGAGAAGAAGGAGAAGGAGCUGAAGAAAAGGCUGGCUGCAAUCGCUACUCAAGCUGGAGCAGGAACACCGAAGGGCCUUGGGAUUGGACCAUUGCGACUUGCUGUUCAUUUGGACCCGGACUUUAGAUUGCCCUUCAAGUUCGGUCAUCUUAGCGGGCUGCACUUGAGCAAUGAGGUUGUUACACCCCCGGUCACACCCACUACUAUGCCCCUGGCCAAAAGUCCGAAGGUGCUGAAGUGGAAGGAACGGAAAUCGGGAAAGAAGUUUGUUCGCACAUAUUUUAUCGCUGUGGUUGAGCGCUACCCUUCAUGGAUUCUGGAUACUCAGGCCACAAAGAACGAGGUUCAUAAAUCGCAAGGUUGGGGUUUGUUCAUCGAUUCCAAUAAGGCGCCUGUUGCCGGUUACUGUCUUUUCUUUGUCUAG